Molecule: messenger RNA, 864 nt
Organism: Tremella mesenterica DSM 1558
Lineage: Eukaryota; Fungi; Basidiomycota; Tremellomycetes; Tremellales; Tremellaceae
Exons: 4
Coding region: 104-706 (200 amino acids)
Source: RefSeq, a predicted model, not a curated record
GUCACAACUUCGACAUUCAUAACUUUGGUAGAGGUCGAUGAAUACUCUAGUACGACAGGCAGGAAGCGAUCUUAGUCGUACUUCAGUGCAAGAAUACCUCAAGAUGUUCGCUUCUGGUUCUAGGACAUCCCUUCGUCCGGCUUUACACCCCAGGCUGUUUUCAACGUCCGCGCCUACGAGAGGCACCAGACGUCAAGUUCUGAUUGAACUCUUGGAAGAGAUACCUCGUGUCGGUAAGAAAGCCGAAAGAGUUCUCGUAUCCCCAAGUUGGGCCAGAACACAAUUAAUACCAAAUCGUCAAGCACGUUACGUUCCUUGGAAACGGUCUUCUGAUAAGAUAUCCGUCCAAAUCAACUCCAAAAUUGACUUGGCCCAACUAGAAGAUCAACGUCUUAGAGCAAUCACGGACGGCUCUACGUCUCCCGAACUCCUGCAAGCUCUUGAAUCUCUGCCGGACACAUUCACCAUACCCGCUCGGACUACAUCUCCUCAUUUUCCAACACUUCACGGAUCGAUUUCUCUCGACGCGGUGAUUCGAUUGAUCGAAGAGAAUGGUGUGAGAGAAGCGGAUGCGGAGGUGAGCUGGGUUUCGGCCGAGGAGGGAAGUAAGAUGAAACAGCUGGGUAAGAGGGAGGUUUUAGUACGUCUCAGGAUUGGGGAUAGAGAGGAGAAAAAGGUGAUGGUGGAAGUUAUCAGACAAGAAUGAUCAGGAAGUAACCUCCCGACUCGAUAUCGUAGCGAUGUCAAUUUGACGGACGGAAAGUCAGAGAUCGGGUUCUAGUGGUCACCCACACAUGAGACAACUGCUUGGUAAAUAGCUCUCUGGCAUUCCUUCGAUGCAUGAUUCCUCAAUUUGAUGAUUCC